AUGGACGACCGCGAAACAGAACUCUCCCGCUUCCGCCAGCAAUGGCAAGCCGAAGUCACCGCGCGCACCCACCCCACCCCCGCCGCCACCUCCAGCUCCUCCUCCACCACCACCACCACCACCGCCGCCUCCUCCUCGUCCAGCCACCCGAAACCAGCACCGUUCGCCCCCCGCCGUCUCUCGCACCGCGAGGUCGUGCCCGAGGCGCCCGAAUCCGACGACGACGACGACGACAACGGCGAGCACGCGGACUUCGCGCCGCCGCAGAGAGAGCGCAGCACGUCGCCGCAGGCGACACGGAGGUCGGCGGGGCCGGCGAGCGCGUUGGAGCAUUAUGAGAAGGCGGUGGAGAAGGAGAUGCAGGGGAGCUUGGGCGAGAGUCUGAGUCUGUACCGGAAGGCUUUUCGGAUGGACGCCAAAGUCGACUCCCAAUACCGCGAUAAAUACUACCCCCGUCCCGCCCCCGGUGCGCACCCCACCGCCGGCGCCGGCGCCGCCUCAUCAUCAUCAUCAGCACCCACCCCCGCCGCGCCAGCAGCAGCGCAGAAACAACCCCCGGCGUCAAUCGCCGCGCUGAUCGAGUCCUUUGCGCACCUCGCCAUCCCGCCCGCAGGAACCGAAGACACAGUCGUCUACUCCCCGCUCACCACCCUCCCGCACGAGCUCCUCCUGCACAUCCUGCACACGCUCGCAACCACCGACAUCGCCUCCUUCGCGCGCUGCGCAAAGGUGUGCAAGGCCCUCUCCUACGUCGUCUCCACCGAGGAAGCCAUCUGGCGCGACGUGUGCACCGCCGCAUUCGCAAAGAUGGCCUGGGACUGGCGUGUCAGCGUCGACGGCACGCCCAUACUCCACCGCGUGCUCGGCGACGAUGGCGGCGUCCCUCCCCCCACCACAACCGCCGCGGAGGCAGAGGCAGAAGCCGAAGCCGAAGCCGAAGAAGCCGAGGAAGCCGAGGAAGACGAGGAGGAGCAGCGCACAGUCCCCGACGACGAGGCCCACCUCCCGAAAUACGGCGGCAGCUGGCGCGCAAUGUUCCAGGCCCGCCCGCGCAUCCGCUUCAACGGCGUGUACAUCAGCACCUGCAACUACGUGCGGCAGGGCGCCUCGCAGUUGGGCUGGAACACGCCCGUGCACAUCGUGACCUACUACCGCUAUCUCCGCUUCUACGGCGACGGCACGGUGCUGUCGCUCUUGACGUCGUGCGAGCCGUCGGAGGUGGUGUACGGGUUCUCGCGCACCGGGGUGCAGGGCGGCGGUGCCGGCGGCGCGGGGACGGGCGUGCUGCCGAGCUCCGUCGCGAGGUAUGUGGCGAGGGGGAGGUGGCGGAUUGAUGCGGACGGCCGCGUGGAUGUGGAGACGGUGCAGAGGGGCAUGGAGAGGUAUUUGUUCCGCAUGCAGCUGCGGCUGGGGAGUGUGAGGAGUGGCGGGAGAUGGGUGGGGGGUCGCAAGUUGGCGUGGGAGGGCUUUUGGAGCUGGAAUAGGGUGUCGGAUGAUUUGGCGGAGUUUUCGCUGAGGAACGAUAAAGCAUUCAUCUUCUCCCGCGUCGGCAGCAUCGAGCCAGCCCAACCCCAAUCAACCGGAAUCACGGAGGCAACCACAGACCACCGCUACUCCUUCCACAGCAGUCUAACCAACUUCUGGAAGCAACACGCUCACAACACGGCGGCGGCGGCGACAGCAGCAGCAGCAGCAGCAACCACAACAACCACAACAACAGCAGCAGCAGCAGCACCGACGCCGACCAGCCCUCUGAUUAAAAUGCCAGAGGACUCACGCGGUCGCAUACAAGAUCCCCGAAUAAUUACCCGUUCUACCCGAAAACCUUCCCCCGGCCUGGCUGCAAGGAUCAAGAUGCUUGAGGCAGACGCUGAGAAACGUAACUCGAAUAGGGACCGUUUAUCUCCUUCUCCCUCACCUCACAGGAAACUCCUGCCCGACCUGGUGCAAUCUACUACUACGCCGUCUCCCGUCACAACCACAUCACACGGUAUGUCUCUACCUCUACAAAAGGAAUUGCCCCCUACUCCUAUCGAGGAGGAGGACGACGAAUACGCCCACCAACAAGAGGGGGAACACCAACACCAACAACAGGAGAAUGGAGGGGCAAUAGAGGAAGAAGUUAUUGAGCAAGAAGACCACGAGCACGACAUUCCGGAAGAACCGAGUGAAGAAGGUGGCGGUGUCAUUGAUGAGUACGAAGAAACCCCCCCAGCCGUGCCUGCAAAGGAGGACCCUUUCGUCCAAAUGACCUCCCCCGUGCGGGAGCGUCCCGACACAUCCCACUCCAUCCUGACGGAGGAAAUCAAAACACCGUCGACAGCCCGCUUCACGGACGACACGACGGACCCGCCCAGCAGCGGCAGCAUCUACGGGGGUAACUCGAGCUCGUCGUCGACCUCGCUAUCACGACGGGCCUCCGUGUUCUCCCUAUCCCGCGUUUCCUUCUCCGCACAACUGUCACGCCUCACCUCGCUCUCGCUUCCGUUAUCGUCCGAUAUCUCGUCGCGAAUCCGGCAGUUGCCUACAGCCGGAGAAGCUUGCAACGCGCUUAUCAGUGCGGGCGAUCAGAUCACUCGAUGGAUCGACACUGCCAAGAAGGUUCUCCGCGGGCUCGACGCGGAGGAUGAUGUAGAGUGGGCUGCACAGGGGCGUGAGUCACUGAAUAGCGUAGAUGGUGCUGUCAGCAAGUUCUCGGGUCUUAUCAAUGUGUACGUUGAGCUCAUUGAGGAGCUGCGGCAGAGGGAAGAUAUCAAUCCUGUAAAGGAGACCCUGAUGGAAAUCUUGAAGAGUAUGGAUGUUGUAUUGGAUGGAUGGAAGGAGGUCAAGGAGAUUUUGAAGGGCGUAAAGGACCAAGUCGAGACGGCCAUGGAGUGGACAGAGCUGUGGACAAUGAUCCUCCAGGAUAUUCAAGCCGAGCUCGAUGCAUGCCAGACGAUUGUGUUUGAGGAAGAGGAGAAACGCCACCGGAGUUUGAUGGAGGACGGAUCACUGGUUGGAGGAGUGGACCUAGACACUCUGCAAACCAUUAUAGAAGACGCGCCAAAUUCCUCGCAGGCAAAGGUGGUCGUUAAACUCGAAGACAGCUCCCUCCUGGGGUUGAUCGCUCGGAUGCAACCGUUGAGAGUCAGUUUAGAUUUCCUCCCCAUGAGGCUUCAGAGCUUCCAGGCAAGAGCCGAAGAAAUAUUCCCCAGCGCGUGUGAAGAUUUGAUGUCACGACGAAGCACCCUUGAAAAGAAGUGGACAAAGCUCAAUUCGGAUGUGGAAGGGUUGAAGAAAGAGCUGGGAGAAGACAAAUGGGUUGCGUUAUUCCGAAACGCUGGCAAGCAGACUGCAUCUAUGAUCGGGAGCGUCGAGCGAAGUCUGGCAAAACUUCGAGAUGCCGUGACCGUCUGGGAAGAAAGCGGCGGCCGGAUCGAUGAAGGCCUAGUUUCCAGGAUGCAGAACUACGAGGCUAAAAAGGUGCAUUACGGCAGCGCGAUCGACCGGGCCUUGGGGCUCAUCAGUAAGGGUGUCCGUGAUCGUAUUACUGUCAAUGGCGAGAUUAUUAGGCUCGAGACGGCGAUGCGAACGCGGUGGAAGAACCUUGAAGCUUCAAUGGCAGAUAUGGAACAAGACCUGAAUGAACUGCAGCUGGACUCCCAGACUCUCCGUGACUCAAUGUCGACGAUCACCUCAUUGGAUGUUCGCUCGUACAACAGCUCUGGAAUGAUCACUCCCGGCAGCUCGCCGGCAAGCUCAGUCAUCAUGGCUACUUCCCCAACAACCCUCGAGCGUAAACGGUCACCCAUAUCUGGAGGCAGACGAAUGAGCCACUCAACAAGCCCUGGGGACAGGAGUUCCACGAGCGGUAUCCCGAAGAAAUCGCCGCACUCUCGUCUUUUGUCGACUGGAGGUUCAUCACUGGCUCCCAUCUCGACUGGGAUGGUUAGGACAACGUCUGCACCCUCGAAUCAGACGACGCCCUCAAGGGAUAGUCCGAGGAAGUCGUCAGUUGGCUCCUCAUCUAGUGCUAAGAAAUUUGAUGGUAGACCUAGAUGGAACACAUCCACUAAUAUUAGUGAUGGCCUCUAUGGUCAAAGCUAUAAGCCUCUUAGUCUUGCUACCCCUGCAUCUCCAAAGAGACACACGAUCACCACGCCUCGCUCUGCUUCCUCCCAGGGCAACCACACACGUAUUCCCAUGCCGAGCCCAUUGAGCCAGGCAAAUGGGUCAAACCCCGGAUCACCAAGCUACCACCAUAGACUCACGUCGUCCAUUACAUCUAUGGGUCGCCGGGCUAGUGCUGGUAUCCGAAAGAGCCCGAGCCCUGCUCCAAGGACUGGGUACCCGCCACAGCAGCAGCAGCCUACGUCGGGUAGACCUGAGUUGCGAAGACAGACUAGCACAAGUCAGCUUCGCUUCCAGUCUAAUCGUCAAUCACAAUCCACAACUAACUCCCCUAAGACUGCUCAAUUCAACAACGAAUAUCAAGAUGAGGAAGAGCAGCAAGAGGAGCCGAGGGAGCAGAGGAGGUCAUCUAGACCGGCGAGUGCGAUGGCUAGCAGUGCGCUUGGCUACUUGAGGGGUAACAGGAUGAGCAUGUUGCCAAGACCCACGACACCGAAUGGCAGGCCUAGUGGUGGCGGGGAUCACAUUGGUGCCCACGGCAGCGCUGGUCUGUCCGGAAGAAACAGCGUUGCGGGAAGUACCGAUUCGAGAGGGAAGAGGAUGAGCAUGCCACCUGUAUCGAAAGGAUGGGGGUAUGAUGGAAGGCCAAAGUGGAAGCAUUAA
Molecule: messenger RNA, 4773 nt
Organism: Morchella sextelata
Lineage: Eukaryota; Fungi; Ascomycota; Pezizomycetes; Pezizales; Morchellaceae
Exons: 5
Coding region: 1-4773 (1590 amino acids)
Biological process (GO): establishment of spindle localization; mitotic spindle orientation checkpoint signaling; nuclear migration along microtubule
Cellular component (GO): cell cortex; spindle pole body; mating projection tip
Molecular function (GO): protein binding
Source: RefSeq, a predicted model, not a curated record